This is a messenger RNA of Mercenaria mercenaria, 1726 nucleotides long. RefSeq names its product complement C1q-like protein 2. The record is from RefSeq and is a predicted model, not a curated record. Lineage: Eukaryota; Metazoa; Mollusca; Bivalvia; Venerida; Veneridae. The transcript is spliced from 2 exons. Gene Ontology annotation, molecular function: protein binding. The coding region runs from base 41 to 820 and encodes 259 amino acids.
AUUCAUUGAAUGCAAACGGUCGUUGAAACAGCAGAAAAAGAUGUUGGCGAAUAUCUGUAUCGUUGUGAUAUUGUGUUACGUUCGUAUCGCCAAUGGGGAUAUUGGAGAGCCCAAAUUCUACUCGAAGUUUGAUUAUGACGAAAAAAUGUUGAUGAAAUUAUUGAAAAUUGAGGAUAAAGUUCAGAAAUUCGAAGAAUUUAUUAAUGAGUUGAAGGCAAACCACGAAAAGGAAAAGGUCGAACGAGGAAAAUUAUUUGAUUCUGAAAUUGAGACAUUCAGAGAGAGAACCGCUGAAGAAGUUAAGAAACAACAGAACUUUACGGAAGAAGUUCUGGGAAUUCUGGACGAUGCAAAGACUAAACUGGAUGACGCUCUUGAAGAAAAGAAAUCAGCACAGAAAGGUGACAUCGUAGCAUUUACGGUGACGUCCCCUUCGAACGGUGCUGCUACCAACUCCCUGGCUUUCACUACUGUUGUAACUAACGAAGGGAACUCGUAUGAUACAUCAACAGGCAGGUUCACGUGUUCAAUCAACGGACUUUACUAUUUUAGUUUACACAUCAUCAAAAAGAGGUCCUCCAGCGUUGACGCGUCUGGAUGUUAUAUUAAUCUGAACGGAUCUAGUAAAGUGAGAGCAUACAUUGAUCCUCAGGAUGGAUCCAGUGGGGCGGACGCUGGCAGUUACGGGGUUUCCAACUCGGUGUAUCUGAAACUGAAAGCUGGAGAUGUCAUAACUAUAGAAAAUUGCGGUGGAGGCGCAGCAGAUGCUGUGGAAUCAUGGUCAUCUUUCAGUGGCUAUUUAGACAGACCACAAAUUUAACUUUGCCAGUUGUCGAAGAUGCUUCCAAUGCCAAGCUCUUUCCCUAAGCUACAGCCAUACAAACGUUAUAAAUAGUGCUUGUAAAUAUAUGGCAACACGAUUAAUGUUAUAACAGGCUAAAUAUCGGCUACAUUUUGUGUAUCUCACAUUGGUUAAAUAAUAUUUAUUGACAUAUUUGCAUCAGUUUCAAAAUUACAAAAAUGUAAACGUAGAGAGUUGAAUAGGAAGCUCUAAACGUUGUGCGAAAAUCUCGCACUGUAUCUUACAUUAACCUUUCUAGUCCUUGGAUAUAAUAUAUUUGAUCAUGUUGCUUUGAACCGACUGGAUUCAUCUUUCAUGCAAAUGAGUCUGACAUGAAAGUAGAUUCAAGGCUGUGGAUCCGUCAUGGCAAUCGGCAAUUUCCGUUCGUUUACGUAUUCUCCGUAUGCGAUUUCGGCAUUCUCCGGUUGUUAUGAAAAAUAUUUUUCUAUUUUGGCCGAAGAAUGCCGAAAUUGCCUACUGAGGAUACGUAAUCGCACGGAAAUUGCCGAUUGUCAUUACGUAACCACGCGGAAAUCCCGAUUAUCAUUACGUAAUUGCACGGAAUUUGUCGAUUGUCAUUACGUAACCACACGGAAAUCCUGAUUGUCAUUACGUAAUCGCACGGAAAUUGUCGAUUGUCAUUUUGUAACCGCACGGAAAUUGCCGAUUGUCAUUACGGGGAAAUAUAUUUCAAUUGAAGAUCGAAAUUCAUUUUAUCGAAUCACCAUGCUGUUUGUUAUAUCUUCAGAAUGACACAGACACAAAUAGAAAUACUGUCGACAUGCAUGAUGUUCACAAACUGAUAUAUUCUAUAACAUUGAUCCUCCCUGAAUCUUUUACAAAAUGACAAAAUUCCAGACAUGUGCUUAAACUGCUAUCAAAUGA